Molecule: messenger RNA, 2586 nt
Organism: Neomonachus schauinslandi (Hawaiian monk seal)
Lineage: Eukaryota; Metazoa; Chordata; Mammalia; Carnivora; Phocidae
Gene: FANCG
Product: FA complementation group G
Exons: 14
Coding region: 132-2231 (699 amino acids)
Biological process (GO): interstrand cross-link repair
Cellular component (GO): Fanconi anaemia nuclear complex
Molecular function (GO): protein binding
Source: RefSeq, a predicted model, not a curated record
CUGGCCCGCCGUAGCCUCCCUCUCCGAUCGGGACCGGACUCGUUUCUUCCUCGAGUUUCCCGCGGGGACUAACUCUUGAAGACGACCAACUGCAGCCGAGAGUUUUGCCGGCCGGGCCAACCAGAGGCGAGAUGGAAGAGGCGGGGGUGGGAGCCGCCAAAUUGUCUAGGAGAGAGUCCGUUUCUCCUGUAAAGGGCGAGUCGCCCUUCCUGGGACCCCGAGAGGAGCAAAGGAGCUGCGGGGGGGUGCGGAAGCGCAGGGACCUCUCCCCGCUCGGGUGCGGACCGCGGCGGGGCCGGGCUUACCCUUCAGCAACCCCCUCCAGGUGUCCGGGCCCAGCCUCGGCCACCAUGUCGCACCAGACCCCUCUAGGCUCCUCAGUGCCACACGCCAGCUGCCUAGACCUGUGGAGGGAAAAGAAUGACCAGCUAGUUCGACAGGCCAAGGUGGCUCAGGACUCGGGUCUGUCUCUGAGGCGACAGCAGUUGGCUCAAGAUGCACUGGAAGGGUUCAGGGGACUCCUCCAUAGUCUGCGGGGGCUCCCUGCGGCGGUUCCUGUUCUCCCCUUGGAAUUGACUGUUACCUGCAAUUUCAUUACCCUGAGGGCGAGCCUGGCCCAGGGUUUCACUGAGGACCAGGCACAGGAUAUCCAACAGGGCUUGGAGAGAGUGCUGGAGACCCAGGAGCAGCUGGGGCCUAGACUGGAAUGUGGGCUCAGGGGGCUGUGGGACUCUGUUCUCCAUUAUUCCUCCCUUCUGCUGGAGCUGCUGCCUGCCCUUCACCACCUGGCUGGCCUGCAGGCUGCCCUCUGGCUAAGCACUGACUGUCUUGGGGACUUGACCUUCCUGCUGCAGACCUUGAAUGGCAACCAGAGUGAGGCCUCUGAGAAUCUGCUGCGGCUUCUGAAAACUUGGAGCCCCCCAGCUGAGGAGUCAGAUGCUCCAUUGACCCUGCAGGAUGCCCGGGGCUUAAGGGAUGUCCUUCUUACUGCUUCUGCCUAUCGCCAAGGCCUCCGGGAGCUGAUCACAGGAAGUCUGCCCAGGGCACUGAGCAGCCUGCAAGAAGCAGCCUCAGGUCUGUGCCCACGGCCUGUGUUGGUCCAGGUGUACACGGCUCUGGGGACCUGUCUCCGUAAAAUGGGCAGUCCACAAAGAGCUCUGCUGUACUUGGUUGCAGCUCUGAAGGGGGGAUCAACCUGGGGUCCCCCGCUUCUGGAGGCCUCCAGGCUGUAUCGGCAACUGGGGAACACAGCAGCAGAGCUGGAGAGUCUGGAGCUGUUGGUUGAGGCCUUGAAUGUCACUCACAGUUCUGAAGCCCCCCAGCUUCUCAUCGAGGUAGAGUUAUUACUCCCCAGACUUCACCCAGCCUCACCCCUUCAUUGUGGCACACAGAGCCAGGCCAAGUACUUGCUAGCAAGCCGAUGCUUACACGUGGGAAGGGCAGAGGACGCUGCAGAGCAUUACUUGGACCUGCUGGCUCUGGUGCUGGAUGGCUUGGAGCCAAAGUUCUCCCCACCCCCUUCCCCCGCAGGGCCUUGUAUGCCUGAGGUCUUCUUAGAGGCAGCGGCAGCACUGAUCCAGGCAGGCCGAGCCCAGGAUGCCUUGACUGUAUGUGAGGAGCUGCUCAGCCGCACGUCAUCUUUGCUUCCCAAGAUGCCCCAGCUGUGGAAAGAUGCCAGAAAAGGAACCAAGGAGUCACCACACUGCCCAUCCUGGGUCUCUGCCACCUACCUGCUUCAGGGUCAAGCCUGGGUGCAGCUGGGGGCCCAAAAAGAGGCAAUUAGUGAAUUUAGCCGGUGCCUUGAGCUGCUCUUCCGGGCCAUUCCUAAGGACAAAGAACAAGGGCCUGCUUCCAAUGGUGAGAAGGGGUGUGUAUCAGAUAUGACACUACAACAGCUUCGGGCAGCUGCCCUGAUUAGUCGUGGACUGCAGUGGGUGGCCAGUGGCCAAGAUACCAAAGCCCUACAGGACUUCCUCCUCAGUGUGCAAAUGUGCCCAGGUAAUCAAGAUGCUUCCUUUCACCUGCUUCAGACUCUGAGGAGGAUGGAUCGGAGGGAUGAGGCCACUGCUCUCUGGUGGAGGCUAGAGGCCCAAACUAAGUUGCCACAGGAGAAUGCUGCAUGGUCUCUCCCCCUGUACCUAGAAACCUAUUUGGGCUGGAUUCGUUUCCCUGACCGUGAAACUCUUCUUGAGGAGUUUCAGACAUCUCUGCCGGAGCCUUGUGAUCUGUAGCUGCCACAUUUUAAAGAGCCUGAGCUGGGGCUCCAGUGGCCCAUUUCUCUGUGGGGAGGGUUUUCUGCUUUACCACUCUUGGGGGAUGUGGGUGAAACUAAUCAUUCCUAUAUAAGUCUGGCAUUGGAGAAGUUGGUAGUAGUCCUGCAAAAUUUGGCCUAGUUACUGCCAUUCUGGUUCCAGAGAAAGCUCCCUUGCCACCAUAAAGGCAUUAACUUUGCUUAUGACACCUUUUUUCCUGUUUUCCUUUUAAUCGUGUUUAGUAAAAUCUCAUAUUUAUCUCGUUUGCCUACUACACAUACUUGACUGGGAAGGCUCACAGCUGUCUGAUUCAGUUGAGUGCUGAUUAUCUAAG